GAGCGAACUCCCCAUCAUAAUCUGGGUCAUGGAAACUGCGCAAAAUGGGUUGCACUUGCACCAAAAUCGCGCAUUUCUUCGAAAACCGGUGUAUCGUUUCGAGAAUUUCGUCUAAUCCAAUAGACUGAACUAGCACGCGAUACGUUGUUAUCCACACUAUAAAAUGCCAUUCGAAAUAUGCAAGCUCUUACGACCAGCCGUUGCAUAUCUGUCAACGUGCUUGACUGGUUCUCGACGAGAGAGCCGUGCGUCGAUUGGCCAACGAUUUUCGGACAUCGACCUACGCGCGAGCCUCGAAACGUGCUAAUCACAGGAAGUGUACAAACGAUAUUUCAUCAAAUAUACACUACAUGCACGUGAAAAAUCACGUUCUAUCCUUUAUUCAGAUUCAAUCCCGCAAAAUAUUUUUCUAUUAAACCAUUCGAUAUCGUUUAACGCGUCAGAACCUGAGCACAGUCGCUCAUUCGUUGCGCACGUAAAACGUAAUCGGAAACUAUUGAACACGUAUAUGUAUACCACGUGAUAGAUUCAGUACUUCUUUAACCUUUAUUAUUUGUAAAUUUCUUCCUUAAUAAUUGAGAUAAAUUAACAUGAUAUAAAAUAAAAUUGAGAGAAAUAAAAACUAAAAUAUUUGAAUUAUUUAUAUAUUUAUAUAUAUAUUUAUAUAUUUAUGUUAUAAUAAAAUAGAAUUUAAAAUGUUCAAAAAAAUAAUUGUGGGUAUAUCUGGUGGAGUUGAUAGUGCUGUAGCAGCUUUUCUUUUAAAAAAUAAAGGAUAUGAUGUCACGGGAGUAUUUAUGAAAAAUUGGGAUAUUAAAGAUGAAACAGGAAAAUGUCAAACUGAUGAGGAUAAAGAACAUGCAGAAUGGAUAUGCAAAAAAUUAAAAAUCCCUUUUGUUGAAAUCAAUUUUGUAAAAGAAUAUUGGAAUAAUAUUUUUUGCUAUUUAACAGAACAAUAUGAAAAUGGAUGUACACCAAAUCCUGAUAUUUUAUGUAAUAAGUUUAUUAAAUUUGAUCAAUUUUUUAAUUUUGCUCGUACGAAACUUCAAGCAGAUGCUAUUGCAACAGGACAUUAUGUUAGGACUAGUUUUGGUCCUUAUCUUGAAUAUUUUAAAUUAAAUACUAAUGUCAAAUUACUUCAAGCACAAGAUCUACAAAAAGACCAAACAUUUUUUUUGUGUCAAGUACCUCAAGAAACAUUAAGAUAUUUCAUGUUUCCUCUUGGAAAUUAUUUAAAAAAAGAUGUUAAAAAAAUUGCUGAAAAAAUUGGUUUGGAUAAAAUCGUACAUAAAAAAGAAAGCACAGGGAUAUGCUUCAUAGGAAAACGAAAUUUCCAAAAUUUUAUAUCUGAAUAUAUAUCUGACAAACCUGGAGAUUUUAUAGAUUUGGAUAGUGGUGAAUUAGUGGGAAAGCAUAAGGGCUUUCAUUAUUGGACUGUAGGUCAAAAUGUGAAACUUGGAGGUUACCCAAUUGCAUACUUUAUAUAUAAAAAAAAUAUUGAAUCAAAUAAUAUUAUUGUAGUGAGAGGUACAAAUCAUCCAGCACUUUAUUCAGAUUUUAUAAUAACAAAAACUCCUCAUUGGAUAUCAUCAGAACCCAGUGAACUUAAUAGUUACUAUAGAAUGAUGCAUUGCAAUUUUCGCUUUCAACAUAGAGAUGCUUUAAUAUCUUGCAUAGUUCACAAAAAUUUAAGGAAUGAAUUAAUAAUUCAUAUUAAUCAACCUUUAAGAUCACUUACAGAAGGACAGUUUGUAGUUUUAUAUAAAGGAGACGAAUGUUUAGGUAGCGCUGUAAUUUCAUUCUGUGGUCCAUCGUAUUUCUUUCUAGACAAAGAAAUAAUGAAUUAUAAUGAAUUGAACGAGAAACAAAUCGCGAAUGAGAGUGUGUAACAUUUAUUCGUAUUUUCUAAUGAUAUAAUGUAUAAUUGUAAUUUAUUAAAAAAAUAAACUAUGUUUUAAUAUCUUAA
Messenger RNA from Apis dorsata (giant honeybee), 1963 nucleotides. RefSeq names its product mitochondrial tRNA-specific 2-thiouridylase 1. Bases 696 to 1886 code for a protein of 396 amino acids. Gene Ontology annotation, molecular function: sulfurtransferase activity. Gene Ontology annotation, cellular component: mitochondrion. Gene Ontology annotation, biological process: tRNA wobble position uridine thiolation. The transcript is spliced from 8 exons. NCBI's taxonomy places the organism in Eukaryota, Metazoa, Arthropoda, Insecta, Hymenoptera, Apidae. The record is from RefSeq and is a predicted model, not a curated record.